Molecule: messenger RNA, 3827 nt
Organism: Cottoperca gobio
Lineage: Eukaryota; Metazoa; Chordata; Actinopteri; Perciformes; Bovichtidae
Product: dynein regulatory complex subunit 7-like
Exons: 16
Coding region: 821-3118 (765 amino acids)
Biological process (GO): flagellated sperm motility
Cellular component (GO): motile cilium
Source: RefSeq, a predicted model, not a curated record
ACAACAAGAUCUGCACAGAGUCUAGCUGGAGAAGGAGGAACUACCUGAGAAGAAGACAACCCUGAGGACCGACUAGCCCUUUCCCUGCGUCGUUCCCUAAGACGGUUGUCCAAUCUUAUGGCUAACGACACUAAGUCGUCCAAGCUGGCAGACUCGUCCCUCACCGCUAACUCAUCUUUAACAGCAUCCUCUAACCCUGUACGAAAAACUCCCUAGAGAGCUGAGUCGUUCCAACCGGCCUCAGCUGCUAGUGUACGAAACUCAACUGAAAACUCGGCUACACUACGGGACCCUUGUCGUAAGGCAAGAAGACGUUGUGACGCCUCCCUACCGCUGACCGGGUGAUCAAACACUUUCCUCAUCUCCACUAAAAACUCUGGGAGUGAAAAACAAAGAGGACCCUGACCCUCCCAUAUAGCUGAACCCCAGGCUAGACCUCGAUCAGUGAGUAGCCCAAUAAUGUAACUUAUCUUGCCCUGUCACAAACAUAUGUAGCGGGCUGCUGCUCAAAGACUAGCGAACACAAAAAAAAAAAAACACAAAAAAAACCUACAUGUCCCUAAGUCUCCUGAAUAACGAUUGGGAGUGGGAGUGUUAGGCUCACGUACUGGAGGAUGAGGCUAAAGUCUCCAGAGGGUUGGUCGGAGCAGAAAGUGUGAGGGGAGUAGAAACCAGGCUCAGCUGAUGUCCCAGCUGUGCCAUGUUGGUAGAUAGUGAUUGAAUAUUGUUCAUUACCUCAGGGAGUGCUUGGUCAUGGCGACCCACGAGAACACCCUGGUUAGCGAGAGCCUCACGGAGCGAGUCAGUGUCUGCUGGGUUCAUGUUGGCCAGAUUGUUCUGUUAUGUGUACGUCCAGAGGAGACCCAGGCGCAGAACACUAGACUCUGGAAACGGAAAGUUUGUGUCCAUGACGCUUCGGCCCACACCGACAGUGUUCCCUGAACUUCUCACCUGGGGGGGCUGUGCCUCCUUCGUGGCUAACUUCCUGUCUCUGGACCCUUUGGAGCCGCCUGAAGGCCUGCCCAGGUAUUUGUUCUCCUCCAGCUCGGUGCUGCAGAGUCAGAGAGCCACAUGUUUUGAAUGUGCCACCCUGCUGUGCAGCCUGCUGCUCGGGGCCCACUACGACGUUUACUGUGUCAGCGGCUACGCUGUCAAAGAGAUGUGUCUGCUGGACCAGAGUCUGCAGGAGUGCCCCCUGCUGGACACUGAGGUCAAGAGUGUAAUCUCAGAGCAGGAGCCGCAGGAGAACAAAUACACAGUGAAACCUCUGAGGGAGCUGAAGAGUAACUUUGUGACGCAGCAGGAGAAGAAGAAACAGGAUGCAGAGGCUGCGAGGUUUCAGAAACACAAACUACAGGAGAGUGAGCAGCGACCUGCUGACCCCCUGCAAGGACUGCGGGUGCACUGCUGGGUGCUGGUGCUGUCAGGGAGUCGGAGCGUCCAGGAGAACUUCUUCAUCGACCCGCUGACCGGGAACAGCUACACCACUGACAAUGACAACUUCCUGGGCAUCGAGAGCGUGUGGAACAAUCUCAACUACUACGUCAACAUGCAGGACUGCAGGAACGGCUGCGCUGAUAUGGUGUAUGACCUGGAAGACUUAAAGAUAUGGGAGCCAGUCCUGUUCGGUGCAACCUACAAAAAGCAGCUGAUUCUUGAUGUGUUGAAGAAAAAGGAGAGUAAGCUGAUGAGCAAAAUCACCAAUGAUGUGGAGGAGGAGGAGCAGCCCCGAGCUUUUGAGAUGCCACGAUCCUGGGUCAGUGACAUCCCGAUCUCAAAACAAGACCUGGAGACCUGCUGGCCGGGAACACAGAAGGUGACCCAGUACAGAAAAGCAAAGCUGGAGAAGUUUGCACCGGACCUGAUGUCAGACGGGCUGAUCACACGACUGACUACAUACAAAGACCUGAACUGCACUGAUGUCGUCAUGGUGAAGGAGUGGUAUCAGCACAGAAACGACCACCUGGAGGAGAGGGAGGUCAACGAGGUCGACAGCUUCAUCACAGAAAGCUUCAAACGUGUACGACGUUUCCACCUUUUAUUUCACAGGUACACAUCCAAGAGCACACACACGGAGCGUGAGAUGGAGUUCAGCAAUGUUGGUGUUGAAGAUCUGGUGCGGAGGGUGGAGUCACCAGGUGAAAUGACAGAGUUCUUCGAGGGCCGGAAGGACUUCCUCUGUUACCGGCACGCUGUCUUCGACACACAGCUUUCAAAACCAGAUUCCAACAUUAAUCUGGAUGACCGACCAGUUCAGAAAGUGGUGGAGCGUUUCCACAGGAACAGAUCCAAGCCGGCCAACGAAGACGUGGCCGAGCGAGUGUUCCUAUUGGCUCAAAGACGUAUCGAGUUGACCUAUCACUUAGAGGAUCACAGAUUCAUCCCUUCAAAGAGAAGCUUCAUCAAACCGCGAGAGUCAACAGAAAAUAAGAAGGCCGAGGACUUCACACAAGACAUGGUCUCCAGCUUCCAGGUGGAUCCAUCCGAGGAGCCUCUUAAAACUUUGGCUCUACAUGAGAUGCUGGUGGCCCUGAUGAAGGAUGAGGACAAGGUGCUUCUCCAGAUCAGGGAAUCUAAGAAAGAGGUGAGAGACAUCGUGGCCUGCAGAGAGCAGGAGGAGGGAGACAUUCAGCUUCACUUCUCCCCGUGGACGACAACCGGAGCUGCCAGGGCCCGCAGCCAGAGACAGGAAAUGGAGCGUCUGGAUGCGGAGGAGCAGCGGUGGCUGCAGGAGAAGGAGAAGGACAUCCUGGCUCCUCUCCUCAUUCGGCUGGACAACACAGAGACUCUGAGCGCCGAAGACGCCAAGCAGCUCCACCAGGACUGUUUGGCCGAGUUUAAACAGAGACUGGUGGAGCACGCCGACCUCAUUCAGGAACGCUAUGAAAAGGAGACACAGGAACUGCAGAGGAAACAGCAGUGGUACCACAAGAAGCAGCUCAACAUGACGGAGCAGCAGGAGGAAGAGUACCAGACCUACUGCUCUGAGAAAACACUACGAAUACAUGCCGCCAAGAAACACCUCAACAUGCACAAGGAAGCAGCUCCUCAAAAGUACCAAACUCUUGAUUGGAAGCUGAAACGAGACCCUCGACUGGCCCCUCACCUGCUCUGCUGAGUCACCUGAAUGUUAUACAUGUGCAUACUUUCCUCUAGAGAAGGAUUUAGAAAUCCUCCUUCGCACAUGCCCAUGUGUUCGGAGCACAACAUGCUGUGCAAAUAAACCUGCAGAAGCAACUUGAUCUGGUGCAGUCGAGCUACAAAGCACAUUAAAGAUAUUUCUAUUGGAGGACUGGAGUAAAUAUAUUAUCUCUAUUAUCUGUACCCCAGGGACAGUCUCAUAUCUGAGGCAGCUGCUGUAUGAAGAGCUCGACACAUUAUUUUAUAUUCCUUUCUUCUUUAUAUAUAUAUAAGAAUAGCAAUCAGAAAAUCUAAACGAAUCAAAUGCAACAACGUCAUGAAUUGAAUUGCAGACAUUCAAUGCCUUCCAUUAUGGAUGUUUCCGAAUAGUGAGACAGGCAGCACACAUGUAUUUAUAAAUGUAUUUUAUUUCACUUCAAACAUUAAAAACUACUUGUAAAUAAAUAAAUGUUAAACAAAUGAUAGUUAAAAACAAAUUCACAGCAAUGUAUCGAUAUAAAAUAACUGACAGCUUCUUCAACAGGUCAGCGUGUUUAUUUCUCCUUAAACAUAAAACACUAUAAAUCAAUCUAAACAAGAACAAAUGAACAAAUAAAAUGAUUUAACGUUGGAAUAAUAUAUCUGUUUUUAAAAUGUAGAGCUGUACAGUUUUGUGCAGGUACAUUCUGCAAGGAAUGUGCAAAAGU